CGGCCCCUCCCAGUGUCAGCACAAGCCCACACUGCACAGCCGAGGGCAGAGAGAACAGAUACUCACCCAGCUGCCAUGGCCACUGCAGCUACAGCAGGGGAAAUACAAGAUGAAGCUAUUUGCUCCAUCUGCCUGGGGUAUCUGACGGAGCCGGUGACUAUCGUGUGUGGGCACAACUUCUGCCGAGCCUGCAUCACCCAGUACAGUGAGGAGAAGGGAACGGGGACACCCCUGACCUGUCCCCAGUGCAGAGUCCGGUUCCAAAAAGGGGAGUUCAAAUCCAACACACAGUUGAACAGCAUCGUACAAAAGAUCAAACACCUGGGUUUAAAACCAGGAAAAGGGCAAAAGGAUUAUCUGUGUGAGAGACACGAGGAACGUCUCAAACUCUUCUGUGAGGACGACGGAGAAACUAUUUGCUGGGUGUGUGAGAAAUCCCGGGACCACAAGUCUCACACUGUGGUUCCCACUGAGGAGGCUGCCCAGGAGUACAAGGUGAAACUCCAGGGAGCCCUGGGCCCUCUGAGGAAGGAGUUGGAAGAGGCCCUGGCUUUGACAUCUAAAGAGAAGGAGAAAACAACAGAGUGGCAGGGGAAAGUGAAGAAUAAGAGAGAGAUGAUUGCAGGUGAAUUUAACAAACUGCACACACUGCUGAGAGAGGAGGAGCAGCUGCUUCUGCAGAGCCUGGAGCAGGAGGAGAGGGAGACUCUGAAGAGACUGCAGAAAAAUGUAACCAAGCUCUCCCAGCAAAGCUCCUCUCUGCAGCAGCUGAUCACAGAGAUAGAGGAGAAGUGUCAGCAACCAGUUGUUGAGCUGUUAAAGGAUGUGAAAAGCACAUUGAGCAGGAGUAAGAAUGUGAAACUCCAGGAACCAGAAGCUGUUUCUACUGACCUGAAGAACGUGUAUAAAAUUUCCCUUGACAUGAGGGAAGCGCUGAAGAGAUUCGGAGUGGACGUGACUCUGGAUCCAGACACGGCAAAUCCCCACCUCGUCCUGUCUGAGGAUCGGAAACGUGUGAGACACAGAGACACACACCAGGAUCUGCCCGACAAACCCGAGAGAUUUGAUCCUUGUCCCUGUGUCCUGGGCGCUGCGGGGUUCGCGGGCGGGAGGCGUUACUGGGAGGUGGAGGUGGGAGACAAGACAGGCUGGACUCUGGGGGUUUGUAGGGAAUCUGUGAGCAGGAAGGGGAAGGUCACAUUCACACCUGAGGAUGGAUACUGGGCCAUGUGGCAGUGGUAUGGGGAAUACGCGGCCCUCACAUCCCCGUGGACUCCCCUCACCGUGAGCGUCCGGCCCAGCCGGGUGGGGAUUUUCCUGGACUAUGGGGUGGGCAAGGUCUCGUUUUACAAUGUGACUGACGGGUCCCAUCUCUUCACUUUCACUGACACCUUCUCCGGGAUGCUCCGCCCUUAUUUCAAUCCCGGUCCAACGCUGGGGGUAGAAACGCGGCUCCCCUGAUCAUCUGCCCGGUCCCGGCUCCGGCCGGGGGGAAUCUCGGUCCCUGACAGUGACCCCGCGGCACAGACUGACUCCUCCCAGCGCUGCUGCUCCUCCCGCCCCCCUGUAGUGGGGGCUGGUUACUGCAGCUACUGGAGUUUUUGUGCUGACCGGAUGCUGCCAGUUUCCCUUUUCCACUGGAGGGUCCAGUCGAAAACCGGACACCUGGCAACCCCCAGCCCUCACUUUGCCCCGUCCCCUGCCCCAGGGGUAGCAGAUGGUGGGGGAUGGGGUCAUUCACUCCUGCCAGAAUUUUCUAGCCCUGUGAAAUCUCAGUGUAAAAUAGGAAAGAAAAAAGAUUAUUCUAAUUUAGAAAAUAUUAUUGUAACAAGGUGUAAAUACAAGAAUAUUUCAAUUUACAUUUCAACAGUCUUUCAGAAACAAGCAUCUAAACAUAUUUUUAGAAAUGGAAUUAUUUACAUUUAUUUUUGAUUCUUCCCUCAAAUCUAUAUUGAAGUUUAACUUCUCUGUAUAACAUCAUUUGUAUUUCAACUGUGGAAUUUCAAGAAAUCCAAAAUAUUUAUCUUGACAAAAUAAAUUAUUAAAUUGUCAGACGGGGUUGUUCAGUUACAAUGUACGUGUGUCAUAAACAUCACAACUACACACAUGUGCAGCUGCUCGCUCCCUCUCCUCCUCUCUUUAUUGUUUUGACUGGUUCUCUCUGGGAGGCAGGACACAUACACCCACCUCCUGCACUACAUCUUUGAAAAUUAAUAGGUGAAAAGUGAUAGAAUUAAUUAAGCAAUAUAUUUCAGUUAACUCACACAAGAUUAUAUAAUAUUCUUUGAACUUCUUUCAGCAUUAAAUCAUGUGAUUUUUAACUUUCUAGCUACAUGUCAUCGGUAAUCAAGAUAUGACCCUUCCUUUCUUUUUCUCACAUCAAUUAACAAAACACAGUCCCCAACCUCAAAUGCUAUCUUCCUAUACAUAGAAAUCUCUUCUACAAUCUCCAUUUUUAGUGUAUUUUUCUUUAGAAAUAUUAUUUGCAGGUAAUGUACUGUCAGUGUCCACUGUUGCUUUCAAUGUACUGCUGGACUCUUCAUGUUCUUGGUUAUAAGGACACAAUAAAUGUAGUUUGAUAAAGAAAUAGAGAAGGGGUUUCAGAGUCGCAGCCGUGUUAGUCUGUAUCCGCAAAAAGAACAGGAGUACUUGUGGUACCUUAGAGACUAACAAAUUUAUUAGAGCAUAAGCUUUUGUGGGCUACAGCCCACUUCAUCGGAUGCAUAGAAUGGAACAUAUAGUAAGGAUAUAUAUAUAUAUAAGUACAUAAAGAGAAGGUGGAAGUUGCCAUACAAACUGUAAGAGGCUAAUUAAUUAAGAUGAGCUAUUAUCAGCAGGAGGAAAAAAAAACUUUUGUCGUGAUAAUCAAGAUGGCCCAAUUAGACAGUUGACAAGAAGGUGUGAGGAUACUUAACAUGGGGAAAUAUGUUGCGGUUCAAAUACAAGACAGCACAAAGCUUUAAGCAAGCAAACAGGCUGGUCUGCCAACGGACUGGUCCUGUCAGCUUUUCCACCCUCUCCUUUAUUCUUUCUCUUCCCCCGCGCAUUACAUUCUCCAACAGAUAAAAGGAAUACACUGGCUUUGCUUAACAUUCUUAUUUACCAAUUUCUAUCUACCGCAUUCCUUGCUCUCGGGCCUUGAGCCCAGUCCUGGGAGGCUUCCCACGGUUCAUGUCAUCUGGGCGAGAUUCCAAGGUUCAUGCCCUUGAGAGGAGCUGUGUGUGCACAGCUCCUACACAACACUCCGGGUGUGCCCUGAAUGUUGCCAAGUGCAUGAACCUUGUAUGAAUCCUACAGAAAUAGAUUCAAUAUGUGUAAUGACCCAGCCACUCCCAGUCUCUAUUCAAACCCAGGUUAAUGGUAUCUAGUUUGCAUAUUAAUUUAAGCUCAGCCGUUUCUCCUUGGAUUCUGUUUUUGAAGCUUUUCUGUUGCAAAAUUUGUGAAUCAUCACAAAUUAACUUAAUUGUAGUAAAGACGCUGGCACUUAAUGACACAUAACAUGAAAUUUGGUGAAGCUUUAUUGGGAAACCUUUCUUCUCGGCCACAAAUCAGUCGAAAGGGUGAUAUUUUUGUUGUCAUGUGAGGUUUAGAGUACAAAGUUGCUCCAGGAAAUUCAUCACAAUUCCUCUGGGCUCUGUCCACCACUUUCUGGAAAAAUAGUGACUGAUUGAUCUGUAUCCUUGAAAUUAGUCAUUGAACCUAAUACCUUGAAGAGCUAGCUGAGCGGAGUAUGAGGGAAGAAACUUUGCAUGGCAUUGCUAGGACUACUGUUUGUUUUAAACGUGAUGCGUUAUGAACAUUUUCAAUGUCAUAAUUCAGUUUUGAAGAUUUACUCACAAUAUGCCAUUCACGGCAGUGUGCCCGAAACUUACCUUGAUUAUUUGAAAAUAAAUGCCCUGAAAUGA
Molecule: messenger RNA, 3905 nt
Organism: Chelonia mydas (Green sea turtle)
Lineage: Eukaryota; Metazoa; Chordata; Testudines; Cheloniidae
Product: E3 ubiquitin-protein ligase TRIM39
Molecular function (GO): zinc ion binding; protein binding
Source: RefSeq, a predicted model, not a curated record